AUGGAGUCGGUUCCGUUAGCUGCCUUAAACGGCGACUUUCCGUACUGUCGCUCGCAGGCAGUCGAAGCUGGUUAUAACGAGAAUGGAUGGGUUGGCGUGGACGGUAGCGGCAAAGGAGGGAAGGCCUCUCAUGGCAAGCGCCAUGCGAGUCGCUCGUCCGCGCCUUACGCGAGACCUACUUCCGGACGGCACGCUGCCGCUGGCUACGCAGCAGCAGCGUUUCGAACUGCCGCGUCGGCAGCGGGAUCUCCGGGGGAAUCCCAAGGCCUCGCAGACGCGUUGCAAGAAGCGCCGGGUAGGAAUGGCGAAAGGAGUGAUGAGCCGAAGCAAGACGGGGUGGGGAGCGCGGGAACCGGCUGGUUUGGUUCGUGGCGGAAUUCUAUUGGAUCGCUCGUCAGAUGGCCGUGGAGCUCGCGAGACGUUAACCGGCGUAACACGCAAGGCGAGCAGCAAGGCGUGUCGGACAAGCGACCGUCGGACGGCGCAACUAGCAGCGAGCCGGCGGAGGGAGCGAAUGCUGCUGAUGCUGCUGGUGAUAUCCGGGAUCGACAGGCGGGAGGAAGGAACGGGAAGCAAGGGAACGAAGGCGCAGUGUUGACGGAGGUUGAGCUGCUUCUGAGACGAGGGACGCCGCUUUCGCUGCGCGAGUUUCAGCGGCUGAAUGAGCUGCUACGUCAGCACGUUACGCCUCGGGUUACACUUGAUGACGUUUCUGGAGGUGCUGAUGGCGAUGGACUGAACGUAUCGCCUGUAGACGUGGCGAGGGCGUUCAUGCGACCCAGUAUGGCCGCGUUUCCUGCAACGAAAACCCCACCUGCAGCAUCAGUAGCAGAAGAAGCAGCUGAGAAGGGAGUGAGCCUCCGAGCCUGGACGCCGUACCAAACCCAGCUGACGCCAGCCACCAAGUCACGCAAGCGCAGCAACGCACAGCUGCAUGAACCCGCCCCAACCAGUGUAAGCCCUUGGGGUGCUGUACCCCUUAUAAGCCCCUCCGCUGUUCCUCAUAGGCGCAGGGGCAGCAUCGUGCCAAGUGCAGGAGGGCUGCGUAACGGUGGGACUGCUCAAUCUGCCCGGAAAAUCUUGGACACGUUGGAUCGGAUGGCUGGGGCUUUGCCUGCUGCGGAGGGUUUUGGACGGGCAAGGGAAGGAAGGAGAGUGAGUGGGGGUAUUGAGGUGCGAAGAUUGAAGGGGAAAGAGAAGGUUGAUGAGGGGGAGAGCGGUGGGGAGGGAGGGGAGAAUGGGACGAGACGCAGAGAAAACGAGAAGCAGCCGGAACAGCAACAGCAACAGCAGGGACAGCAGAGACAGAAGCAACAGCAGCAGCAGCAGGAGCAGCAGGAGAAGCAGCAGCAGAGGGGUGAUGUGCUGGGAAGGGAGAAGGAGGGGGAGGAGGGUGGGGAGGUGAGGCGUGGAGGUGCUUUGGUGGAUGGUGGAAAGGGAGAGGAUGGGCAGGGGACGAGGAGAAGCCGCCACGGGUUCAGAAUGUCUGUAUUCGAGGUGAGAGUUCGGAUGGGUUUGAAUGGGUUUGGAGGGUUUGGAAGGGUCUGGGUGGGAUAUUAG
Molecule: messenger RNA, 1560 nt
Organism: Closterium sp. Yama58-4
Lineage: Eukaryota; Viridiplantae; Streptophyta; Zygnematophyceae; Desmidiales; Closteriaceae
Source: the annotation of a GenBank genome assembly